Molecule: messenger RNA, 1392 nt
Organism: Prunus avium (sweet cherry)
Lineage: Eukaryota; Viridiplantae; Streptophyta; Magnoliopsida; Rosales; Rosaceae
Source: RefSeq, a predicted model, not a curated record
AUGUCAAUGCAAUUGCUAGUUCAUCAUCACGUGAUCAUGUUCGUUUUGUUGUUUUGGUGCAGCAUAGUUACCGAAACCAAACCAGCGUCAUCAUCAGAAUUAGCUCCGCCUAUAGCAAAGCUUAAUUGCACGACGCACUGCGGAAUUAAUGUCAGCAUCCCUUACCCUUUCGGCGUUGGACCAAACAAAGAUUGUUACUUUAAUGAAUGGUUUCAGAUAGACUGCAACGAGUCUACUGGGCACAAGCCUUUCUUGAGGCGCGCCCAAAUGGAGGUGCUCAACAUUUCUAUUGACGGCACCCUUCAGGUUAAAAGCCCUGUUACUUUCUUCGGCGCUUGCAAGGGAAAGGAAACUCGCCAAGCCCCAAAUUUGACGGGAAGCCCUUUUGUGUACUUGGACAGAAAAAACAUGUUCACUGCAGUCAGCUGUGGCCGUCUUGCUACCAUGAGAUCAAAUGUGAAUUUUUUUCUUGGAUGCAAUUCAACUUGUGACGAUCAGAGUACAGAUAGUGCUACUUAUCGCUGCGGUACCAUUGGAACUAACUGUUGCCAGACUACCAUUCCUCCAAAUAUCAGCGUUUUCACUACUGAGAUACUGCCAAGAGAUCAAAUUGAUGGUUGCAACUACGCUUUUCUUGUUGACCAAGAUUGGUUUUUGAACAAUUUAUCAAGCUACAGAGCUAUCCGAGGAAUGGACAGAGUUCCCGUGGUGCUGGAAUGGAACAUCAGCUUAGACAACACUUCACACAAAGAAUUUGAAGGAUUUAUCGGAAGAAAAGUACGUCCGUAUUAUGCAAAUAAAGCUAAUAACGACUCAACACCCUAUUGCAAAAUAUAUAAUCGGUCAAGCGUUCAUUGCUUCUGUCCGAGGGGCUUUCAAGGAAAUCCUUAUCUUCUCCAACCUUGUCAAGAUAUUGAUGAAUGCAAGCUUAAUCGGUGUAUCGAUCCUGAUGUGGUAGCUUCAUGGAAUUUCAGUGGCAGUCCUAUAUGUGAGAAUUUCGCCGGUGGUUAUACAUGCUACUCAAAUGUAACCAGAGCUACAUGUGACUUUGGUGGUGGAGGUGGUUCGAGUUGCUACUACAAGCCAAAGCCGCCUCUGCUCUCUCAGGCCUAUCGAAUCAGAACUGUUCUUUUAGGUGAAGUCAAUGUUGAGAAAAUCAAGUUGUUCAAAUCAAAGGAGUUGGAGAAGUCCACUGACAACUUCAACAUUGAUAGAAUUCUUGGCCAAGGAGGCCAAGGUACCGUCUACAAAGGAAUGUUCGCAGAUGGAAGAAUCAUUGCGUGCCCUCGGUUUUGGGUCUUGAAGAAGAGUGAGGAAGCAGCAAAUCACAUAGGAAGGCUUGGAAUAUUGGUGUGGAAUAACAAGUGGAGCAGAUUAAGGAAGAAAUGCUGA